UGCCCUUCGAUUAUGUAAUCAAGGUGAAUGCGGCAAUUGACUCCCUCUUCCGAAUCACAACGCUCUACUUGUACGCUAUGGAGGGUCAGCUUCGUGAGGUUGUAACGUUUUUACGCGAUCGAAACCCCCAAGUUCGGCAGAUAGCCCUCGAGAAUCUAUUACCACAAACCGUGAAGGGAGCCAUACAUAGGGACAUUUUCUUUACGGGCCUUCAAUCAGGUGGUCUUCAGAAGCCGAAAGAGAGCGAUGUCAUUAGGGACUUGAAGCUGCUAUGUCGAGACCAAUUGGGUGUAGCCCAUGAUGCCUUUAGAGCGCUGGUGAACUUAUCGGACUCGCCGUUAAUGUUGACUCCUCUUUCCGAACCCGCAUUCCUGAGCUUCAUCGCCUCGUACAUAAUUGACCCUCAUUCCAUCCUCGCCGAUCUUGCAUCAAUGCUCCUCUCGAACCUCACAGCCGCAUCGCCUGCCUGUUCUACCCUACUUUCCUUGAAAGUCUCCGUCAUUCCCGACUCCCGGUUAUCCAACUCUUUCUACCCAGUCGAAUCGCGGUGUGGAUCAUGUCCGGCACCAGUACCCUAUCCCUCAGCUGAAUCAAAAGAAAUGGCUGCUCUGCCCCUUCUGCUCGACGCAUUUGUAGAGGGUGCACAGAUCGUCGAGGAUGGCGAUUUAUCAAAACGAUCACGGAAGGCGACGCUCCACUUCUUGGCCAAUGUAUUUGCGAAUAUGACGGUUGCGCCUAUAGGUCGAAAUUACUUCCUUUCUCCCCAACCUGUCAACCUCGCCAAACCUGAUGCACUGGAGUAUCCUCUCGCCAAGCUCGUCGCUUUCACGGAGCAUGAAGACAAAGUGCGGAGAGGUGGUGUUGCUUCCACGAUCAAGAAUUGUUCUUUCUAUGCUGCAGGACACAAAGCCAUCCUAAGUCCAGAAUCCACCCAAGCGGCUGUUCCUCCCUCGAAAGAAACAGCACCUGGAAUCGACGCCCUACCCUACCUCUUGCUACCACUUGCUGGUCCGGAGGAAUACGAUCUCGAUGACCAAGAAAAACUCCUCGAACCUCUCCAAUUCCUCCCACCCACUAAAAAGCGCGAGCCGGACGCGAGCAUCCGGCUGACACACGUCGAGACAUUACUCCUCCUAUGCCACACGCGCCGGGGCCGAGACUACCAACGACAACAUGGAGUAUACGAGAUAAUCAGAGUCGCGCAUGAGCACGAGACGGUGGAUAAGGUCUCAGAACACAUCGAGCGACUGGUACAGCUCCUCCAUGGAGAAGAACCAAAGAUCAUCGACGCGGAAGAAGAAUUUGAGGAGAUCAAGAAGGUUCCUGGGCCAGAACCGAUGAUGGGUAAUGUUAAGGAGGAGAUGAAACCUACGCUUCCUUCAACUACAGACUCGGACGACGAGGACAUGCGAAUAGAGGAGAUAUAGU
Cyclocybe aegerita is the source of this 1428-nucleotide messenger RNA. The record is from the annotation of a GenBank genome assembly. Lineage: Eukaryota; Fungi; Basidiomycota; Agaricomycetes; Agaricales; Hemipholiotaceae.